AUGGGGGCGAGGCAGCUGAAAAGAAGUGUUGAGGCUCUUCUGGGGGAUUACAUUGGGCAGAAACUCAGAGAGAAUUCUUUCGAUCCUAAAGGGAAGGGGACAUCCACAAUACUGGAUGACCUGGCUCACUAUGAUCUUGCCAUCAGUGUUGCCCUGUGGUGGUUGGACAGGGAAGAGGGACGGGAUGCCUUUGAUGGUGAUAUCAUUGGAGCAGCAACCAUCUCAGGAAGUGCCCAGUACCCUAAUCACUUAGAACGGGAGGCCAUGAUCUUGUCCUCCUUUGCUGGGUUAAUUAUGGAUAGUCUGCCAGUGGAGGAAAUCUUGGCUCUGUACAGAUGUAAACCAGCUGCCUCUUACCCUAACCAGGAAUCCAAGGGUGCAAUUGUGUAUCCAUUCACUCUGUCCUACCAUCCAUUCGCCAUGCUCAGCUCAUACAAGGCUGUGAAUCACUCCAAGAAACACAAUCAAAAGUUGAAAAGAUGGCUGUCUGAGAGGGCAAAGACCAAAGCCCCCAUCAGAGGAGUUUUGCCAGAGUCCUCAUCAUCUUCUUCCUCUUCUCACUCUUUCCUCAGUGACAGCACUGAGUGUCACAAGGACAAAGCUAAGCACUAUGAGGGUUCACAGGAGUCUCUACAGGACUGA
This is a messenger RNA of Scomber japonicus (chub mackerel), 642 nucleotides long. RefSeq lists its product as uncharacterized. NCBI's taxonomy places the organism in Eukaryota, Metazoa, Chordata, Actinopteri, Scombriformes, Scombridae. Bases 1 to 642 code for a protein of 213 amino acids. The transcript is spliced from 8 exons. The record is from RefSeq and is a predicted model, not a curated record.